This is a messenger RNA of Panicum virgatum (switchgrass), 1110 nucleotides long. RefSeq lists its product as uncharacterized. The record is from RefSeq and is a predicted model, not a curated record. The transcript is spliced from 3 exons. The coding region runs from base 1 to 1110 and encodes 369 amino acids. Lineage: Eukaryota; Viridiplantae; Streptophyta; Magnoliopsida; Poales; Poaceae.
AUGGCACAACGCAGCGCCGAUGCUCAGACCGCUCCCGAGCGGCAGGAGGAUGUAGAUUCCACUGUGGAAGAGAGGAAGAAGCUGAUCGAGGAAGCAUUAAGUUCGCUGGGGUCCUGCCGCACGAAGUGCUCUGAGAUGUUGGAAGCUGCUCGUCGGCCCCGCGUCACGGGCGACCUUGAGCUGCGCUUCUUGGACUUCCUGAAGAAGGAGCUCAGCUUCAUCGUCGCGGGUUUGACUGCACUGAGCCCGCAGCAUGGCGAAGACGAGAUGGUCCGAUGGCUGCGAAAGUUGACUGAUGGCAGGGCGUCGGGUAUUCUCCCCCGUGCCCUCGGCGAAGCAGAUCCCCAACGUCACAACACCCUGCUGCGAAGAGCCGCGCGGUUCUUCCGCCGCAGGCAUCGAUCGCGACAUACAUUUGAGUUACUACUGUAUGCGGCGGAAACAUUUUACAGUCUGGCUGAAGAUCCCUGCAGGUAUAGGCAUCUUGUUCCAGCUACCUCCCGCCAUGGGCUGCCACCGCAAGCGGCCGAGGAGGGAGAUGCAAGUGGCCUCAUCCCACUAAUAAUGUUGUGCAUGAGCAUGUUUCCUUACGGGUACAAGUUUGACAAGGAUCGACUUGUCAUGAGAUGGUUGUUUGAAGGCAUCUUCAGUUUCAGAGUCUUCUUUGUAUAUAGCUCAAAAGAAGAAGCAGAAGCAGAAGCAGAAGCAGAAGCAGGCGAGUACUUUACUAUCUUGUCCGUCGCAAUGUCAUCACCCAUGCAACACCAAAUUCCAGACGACGCGCUCAUCCGCCGGAUGAAGCCGGGGCCUGGCAGUGGAAUGUCAAUCAGCUUCGUACAGUUCCUUGCCACCAAAUCAGCAGCGAUUGGUUUUGCAUUUACCAGCGCCACGCUCAACUUAUUAGCGGAAGCAUCAGCAACUGGCCAUGACGACGCUAGUCGGAUUCCACAUAGGCUUGCCCUCCACCAUGAUGAUCCAAACAUCCCAUCUCUGCUUCAAGAAAUUGAUCUGUCCCAGACUCGUUCGCUAGCAGUGUCUGGUGCAGUCAGCAUUGGAGGAGUCCCUUCUACGGGUGCUGGAUGUCGAAGGCUGGGAGAAUUUCGGGGAUGA